AUGUCGUCCCCUUCUGACAACUCCCGUCGCUCUGAAAUGCUCAGCAACCAACCUCCCCGCCUACAGCAACAAGGCGCGACAGUCGAAGCGAUCAAUACACCCCAAGCCCUCAAUCCCCAAGCCCUCAAUGAGGAAGCAGCUAGGGCAAGGGCCAUCACCGACCGAGUCCUCGCAAACUUUCGCAACGAAGCAGCUAGGAACCCCGCAGUCAGGAACGAGGCGACGGCGACCUCUCCCGACAACCUCAUCGAGACCAUGAACGCCACUCUGGACGCUAUCAGAGCUACCGCCGGUAACGAGCCUCCUCCCAGGCCCAUGAGAACCGCCCGUCAGACCGCCAUCGAGAAUCGUCUAGGUCGCCUAGAUGAAUUAAUCAGGGCUCUCCGGAGCCGCCUCCCGCCCAACCCCAAUUCCGCACCUCCGUACACGGAGCUACCAUCCGAGGGUGAAGUGACGAUGGCGAUGUCGGUGCCUGAGCCGGAGUACACCCCUCCGUACACUCCCCUGGGGCUGUUUGGGCAAGGUCAGAAGAGGAAGCGGGAGAGGGAAGUUGAUUAUGAGGAGGUGGAGGACGAUGUCGACGAGGAAGAUCGCGACUUCAGCAGAUCAUGCGCACCAUCACCUGAGACGGCAAUCCCGCAGAAAGAUACCGGCUGCCCUGACUUUGCGGUUGAAGACGACGGUGAUGUGAGCGACGAGGAGGAGCAACACCAGGAGGGAAAUAUUCAGGACGAGAACGACUCCGACUAG
Messenger RNA from Neurospora crassa OR74A, 750 nucleotides. RefSeq lists its product as hypothetical. Bases 1 to 750 code for a protein of 249 amino acids. The transcript has a single exon. The record is from RefSeq and is a predicted model, not a curated record. Lineage: Eukaryota; Fungi; Ascomycota; Sordariomycetes; Sordariales; Sordariaceae.